Messenger RNA from Elaeis guineensis (African oil palm), 888 nucleotides. Lineage: Eukaryota; Viridiplantae; Streptophyta; Magnoliopsida; Arecales; Arecaceae. The record is from RefSeq and is a predicted model, not a curated record.
GUCUCUUGGGUUCUUCCUCUCCGAUCUCUUCCUUCUUGUUGCUCCUUGUGUUACUCUGCUAGAAGUCUCCCCACUCCUCUCUCUCUCUACCCUAUCAAUAAAAUGGAGAUCCAAGGAUGCUGUGGCAAAUUCUUUCAGAGGUCCAAGCCCUAUGUUGCCAUGAUCUCUCUGCAAUUUGGCUAUGCCGGCAUGAACAUAAUCACCAAGGUCUCCCUCAACCAUGGCAUGAGUCAUUAUGUUCUCGUUGUCUAUCGGCAUGCCUUUGCGACCCUAUCGAUCGCCCCGUUCGCUCUCAUCCUCGAGAGGAAAGUAAGGCCUAAGCUCACAUUCUGGAUUUUCAUGCAAAUAUUCGCGCUGGGAUUACUUGGGCCUGUGAUCGAUCAAAAUUUCUACUAUGCCGGCUUGAAGUUUACCUCUCCAACCUUCUCAUGUGCGAUGAGCAAUAUGUUGCCGGCCAUGACCUUUGUACUGGCAGUCCUCUGCAGGAUGGAGAAGGUCGAUCUCAAGAAGGUGAAAUGCCAAGCCAAGGUGGUUGGCACGCUGGUAACAGUAGCUGGGGCCAUGUUGAUGACCCUCUACAAGGGACCUAUUAUGGAGAUGGUGUGGACCAAGCAUCUCCAUCCUCACCAAGCCAACGUACCUGUUGCCAUGGAUUCCACUGAUAAGGACUGGUUCAAGGGCUCCAUCUUCCUCAUCAUAGCAACUCUAGCUUGGGCUUCUCUCUUCAUCCUCCAGGCAGCAACACUGAAGAAAUAUGAUGCACCCCUCUCCCUCACUUCAUUAAUCUGCUUUGUGGGAACCCUGCAAGCCAUUGUUGUCACCCUUGUCAUGGAACGCAAGCCCUCUGUGUGGAGAAUCGGCUGGGACAUGAACCUUCUUGCUGCUGCG